CACACAUGCAUAUACACACACAGAUAGCAGGGGCGUGCCAUAAAAAAAACAGGAUGUGACAUCACUCACAGGGGGAAAAAAAGCCAAACAACUUUUUUUUCUAUUGUGCUUUUUUGUUCUGGGGAGUAAAGUUAGAGACUCUGGGACUGCUGGCAUCUGGGAAGGAGGGAGUGUCCACAAGAGCUGGAGGGGACUGAGCUGAACGUGCUGGAUUCCUGUCAGUCGGGAGUGAAAGUUGAGAAGCGGGCCUUCCCACGAUUCUACCCUGAAAUUCCAAGCCAUCCACAGCAGGACUUUCACCAGAUUGAUGUCCCUACUUACCCAGCCUGUGUCUUAGACUAACUCAACUCUGUGGCACAGAAGGCUAAAGAGGCUGAAACCCACAGAGGCUGAGCCACCUACAGUUCCACCUUGAAACAACAUUGUCUUCUGAAAGUAAAAAAAAACAACCUUUGUUCUUAUAAAACUCCCCAAAAGCUAUAAAAGUCCCUCCCUGGACCCCUUCCCUAUUUUCAAAAUAGAAGAGCAUGGCACUUUGUCUUGGACAAGUCUUCAGCAAAGACAAAACCUUUCGGCCUCGGAAGAGGUUCGAACCCGGGACCCAGCGCUUUGAGCUAUAUAAGAAGGCCCAGGCCUCCCUGAAGUCAGGCCUGGAUCUGCGCAAGGUGGUGCAGCUGCCCGAGGGGGAGAACAUCAACGACUGGAUCGCCGUGCACGUGGUGGACUUCUUCAACCGCAUCAACCUGAUCUACGGCACGGUCAGCGAGUUCUGCACCGAGCGCACCUGCCCAAUCAUGUCGGGCGGCCUCCGCUACGAGUAUCGCUGGCAGGACGGGUGCCUCUACAAGAAGCCCACCAAGCUGCCGGCCCUCAAGUACAUGAACCUGCUGAUGGACUGGAUAGAGACGCUCAUCAACAACGAGGACAUCUUCCCCACGCGAGUAGGAGUUCCCUUCCCCAAGAACUUCCAGCAAGUCUGCAAGAAGAUCUUGAGCCGCCUGUUCCGUGUCUUUGUCCACGUCUACAUCCACCACUUCGACAGCAUCUGCAGCAUGGGUGCCGAGGCCCACAUCAACACCUGCUACAAACACUACUACUACUUCAUCGUGGAGUUCAGCCUCAUCGAGCACUCGGAGCUGGAGCCCCUGAAGGAAAUGACAGAGAAGAUCUGUAACUGAGACCGCUGGGAGUUCCUGCCACACUACAGCAUGCACCGAUUGUUCUAGAGACUAUUGAUCAACAGCUUUAAUCCCAAAUGUUAAAACCAAAGAACUCUGGGUAAAUGGCUUUGAGGCUAUUUUGUUUCCUUAGUCUGGUGCAGUGACUGCAUAAGCCAGAGGACCAUUUUUACCUGUGCUUACACUCUUCAAUGGCGUAGUAAUUAAUACCGUAGCUGCUUUGUCAAAGCAUGUUUUACUCAUUUAUUAGCAUCUAUGCAUGCGUGUGAUACCACUAUGAAAUGUGUAGUGUUUUAUUUUUUUCAGAUUACUUGUACUGUAACUUCAUAUAGGGACCAAAUUCUGAGCCAAUGAUUACUGGUAGUAAGCUGAAUGGACAAACCAGGGUGAUGCAGAUACCUUCAUCUUGAGCAACAAAAUUUCUUCUGCCAAUGAAGCAUCGAUUUCACCCAACGAACAAUAUUUGAAAUAUAACAUUAGCUAACAUAACUUUGUGGGUGUCCUGCCCUGAAAUUAAUAGCUGUGAAAUACUGAUUUCAGUUACAUUAUUGUUCAGAAUGCAAACAAGUCUGUGCCUAAUUAAAUGCAAUCCAUGUCUGGACCAAAAAACCUUAUUGGACCAUAAAGUUGGUCAUAGAAUAUUUUCUAAAGAUAAAUCAGCAUUCUAAAGAGGUACCAUAUUGGUAAACCACUGAGUUGUUUAUCAUUUCAGUCCUUUCAGUGUCAAAAUGAGCUAGAUCAGUUAAAAACAUGUGAUGUUUAUGCUGUUUAUAGUGUUUUUUUCAGAUUCUGAUUCUGUUUUAAAUGCAUUCAAUUCUGUGUUUUCAGGUGAUGGCAUUAUAAUAAAUCUGUUGGUAUAUUACAAUACAGUUCAAAUGUAUUUAAACAUGAGCCAAUGUGGCUUAUCGCCUUUACAGUCACAGAAUGUUGUAAUUGUUGUGUGAUAUUUUCUAUUUGGUUGUGAACCACAAUAAAGACUGUUUCUACGUGUCUC
Molecule: messenger RNA, 2172 nt
Organism: Anguilla anguilla (European eel)
Lineage: Eukaryota; Metazoa; Chordata; Actinopteri; Anguilliformes; Anguillidae
Gene: mob3c
Product: MOB kinase activator 3C
Exons: 4
Coding region: 528-1178 (216 amino acids)
Biological process (GO): signal transduction; positive regulation of protein phosphorylation
Cellular component (GO): cytoplasm; nucleus
Molecular function (GO): protein kinase activator activity
Source: RefSeq, a predicted model, not a curated record